UCAUUUUUACUUCUAGCAUAUUUACUUUACUGAAUAUUGUUUUCCUUAUAUUUUUUUUCAAUGAAUAUUCAGCCUGCAGUAUCAAAUGUUGUAUUCGAAGAAGGGAUUGCAAAUUUUUCAAUUUCCCUGUACAGUGCACUAGAGAGAACAGGAAAUGAAUUCAUUUCACCAUACAGUAUCACGUCAGCUUUAUUAUUGCUCAUUCUAGGAACCGGAACCACGACAAAAUAUGAAAUGGAGACUGCCAUUUUUGAAUAUGAAGAACCAAAUGAUGUCCACCAAGGGUACAAACUUCUGAAUGACAAACUUGCGACGAGAACAACACCGGGUGUUACAUUUUCUAUUGCUAAUAAGUUAUACGCUAGGCAGGGUUUAAACCUUUUAACCACUUUCUCUUCAAAGGCCUCGACAAUCUAUGGUAGUGAAGUUGACCGCUUGGAUUUUGCUAAAAAUACGGAAAAUUCACGAUUGUCAAUAAAUAACUGGAUAUCUGCAAAUACAAACAACAAAAUUCAAAAUAUGAUUCCGAAAAAUGUUCUUAAUAGAGAUACAUUACUUGUUCUUGCUAACGCUAUCUACUUCAAAGGAACAUGGAAAACGGAAUUUAAGAAGAAUACCACAAAACAAAGAAACUUUUUUAUCGGCCCAAACGAACAAACACUGGUGCAUAUGAUGUAUGGCGAGUUUGAUGCAAAGUCUGGCGAAGACCUUGAUCUCGAUUGCAAGGUUUUACAACUUCCGUACAAAGGAAACAAGAUGUCUAUGAUAUUUGUUUUACCAAAUGCUGGUGCCGGACUCAAUGAACUGGAAGAUAUACUUUCAAUGGAGGACUUAACUAUACUUUUAAGUGAACUAAAGACACAAAGAACAAUUAUUCGAAUUCCAAAAUUUACAAUGCAACGUGAGUACGAUUUAAAACCUAUUAUGUCAAUAUUAGGAGUUACGGAAAUAUUUGAUCCAACGAUAGCAGAUUUUAGUGAAAUGUCGCCAUCUCAUGCACACGUGAGUGAUAUGCGUCACAAAGCCUAUAUUGAGGUAAACGAAGAAGGAAGCGAGGCGGCAGCAGCCACUAUAGCCGCUAUACAACAUAGAUCAAGUCUUCCUGAUCCAACACCAUUCCAGUUUGUUGCAGAUCAUCCUUUUUUGUUUAUUAUUCAAGACGACGAGACAGGAACGCCGCUGUUUAUUGGAAGAUACACAAGACCAUAGUAUAUAAUUUAUUUCAUCAUAUGAACAUAUUACAGUAUUCAACGAAUAUAUAUAAUUUUUAAUGUCAAUCAUACUGACGAUAAUGUGGAUUUAUUAUUAUUCGUUGGAUACAAAUUUUCAUGGAUUUUGUGGUAAACUGGAAACCACGAAUACCAAUGGACAUCGAAUUACAAAUGUUAUAAACGAAUGUAUUCAGACUUUGACAAAUCCACGAAACCAAAUAAUUGCAUUUUUCUCAAUCAACGAAAAGUGAUACCCAAGAAGAUAGAUGAAUAAACAGUACUUGCUUAAUUAAGGUGAAUCAGAGAAUUUCUUGACAUGAAAAGAUAAUCAUUUCCCUAUGAUAAAAACAUUCUCUAUAUCUGCCUAUUAUCAAUAAUAAACUCAUCAUAGAUACCA
Messenger RNA from Mytilus trossulus (common blue mussel), 1608 nucleotides. RefSeq names its product serpin B6-like. Lineage: Eukaryota; Metazoa; Mollusca; Bivalvia; Mytilida; Mytilidae. The coding region runs from base 61 to 1209 and encodes 382 amino acids. The transcript has a single exon. Gene Ontology annotation, molecular function: serine-type endopeptidase inhibitor activity. The record is from RefSeq and is a predicted model, not a curated record.